CUAUAUAGUCUGUGAAAAAAAAACUAUUCAAAAGUUCAAAACCUUCAAAAUAAUGAUAGAAAUAUUUUAAAAUGGUUUGAAAAAUUGCUUAUCUUUAAAUUACUCAUGGAAGUCAUGGAUAUCUUAUAAGCUUGUAAGACUGAGUGUAAGGAGAGUAUAUAACAGGAUUUUAAUUUUAUUCUUAUUCAUAAUUACGAUAACGCGCUUUAAAAUUAAUAAAUAAUAAAUAUUUCGAUAUUUAUCUCGAGUUUUUAGUUAUUACCUUAUUUUUAAUAAUCUAAUUACUUUAUAAAAUAUGUGCAAUGACUGACAACAGAGUACCAUUUAAUCCUAGAAAAUAUUUAAACAAAGAUCUCAUUAAUAAAUCGCCACCUUUAGAUGUUUGGAUACAAGGUACAGUCGAACAAACUGUUGGAAAUGAUAUUUUGAUUAUUUCCGAUUGUUCUGGAAGAGUAAAAGUUGUGAAAUGUAAAUCAGCAGAUGGAUUGAUUAAUAAAUCUCCUCUACAAAAAGGAACUUACUGCUGCAUAUUAGGCGUGGCAAAGAAAACUACAGGAUUACCAGAAAUUGAAGCUAUUAAAUGUAUUGAUUUAACUUCACAGCCUCAUAUGAGAACUGCCUGGGAAGCAGAUGUGAGGGAAGCAGAAUUAGUGUUGGAAGGAAAAUUUGUAUUUAAAAUAUAAACACAAUAUAUAGGAA
Molecule: messenger RNA, 699 nt
Organism: Melitaea cinxia (Glanville fritillary)
Lineage: Eukaryota; Metazoa; Arthropoda; Insecta; Lepidoptera; Nymphalidae
Exons: 2
Coding region: 303-683 (126 amino acids)
Biological process (GO): maintenance of rDNA; DNA repair; regulation of sister chromatid segregation
Cellular component (GO): nuclear speck; cytosol
Source: RefSeq, a predicted model, not a curated record